UUCAAUGUCCGGAGAGUUCGUGUUGUGUACUUGUGUUCAAUCAAUGCGCUAGUGGCUUGCACCUUGAAAGUUAAGGGUGCACAACCGAAUCCCGAGACUGUACGGUACCCGGGCAUUGACCGUUUAGAAAGAGGGUAUGCUAAGGUCUUUGACCAAGUGCCUGCUGACGAACCCUGUCAGUGUCUGUCGAAGAACCAUGUCACACAGCAGCUUAGCAGGAAAAACAGCCAUAGUAACUGCAUCCACAGAUGGAAUCGGUCUGGCUGCAGCAGAGGCCUUGGGUCAAAGGGGAGUGCAUGUCGUUGUGAGCAGCCGUCGCCAGGAAAACGUGGACAAGGCAGUGUCCUUACUGCGCAGCAAGAACAUCCAGGUCACUGGCACCACAUGCAAUGCUGGCAAGAGCGAGGAGAGAGAGAAGCUGGUGCAACUGACAGUGGAGCAAUGUGGGGGUGUGGACAUCUUGGUCAAUAACGCAGCCGUCAAUCCAUUUUUUGGAAAUAUCAUGGACUCAACAGAUGCUGUCUGGGAUAAGAUCCUGGAUAUAAAUGUGAAAGCUGCUUUCCUGAUGACCAAACUAGUGGCACCCCACAUGGAGAAAAGAGGGGGAGGAUCUGUUGUGUUUGUGUCAUCAGUCGCCGGGUACCAGCCAAUGCAGGGUUUGGGCCCAUACAGUGUGAGUAAGACGGCCUUGCUGGGUUUAACACGGGCUUUGGCACCUGAACUGGCACACAGCAACAUCCGGGUCAACUGUGUGGCACCAGGCAUCAUUAAGACACGCUUUAGUUCUGCGCUGUGGCAGAGUGAAGACCUCGUGGAUGAAUUCAAAAAGCAACUGGCCAUUAAAAGACUAGGGGAGCCAAAAGACAUUGGUGGAGUCAUCGCCUUCCUCUGUUCCGAUGACGCUGCCUAUAUCACUGGGGAAACCAUAACAGUCACUGGAGGAAUGGGCUGUAGACUCUAAAAGUGUGUGUGUGUGUGUGUGUGCAUGUGUGAUGAAAAACAGCGCAAAUUAUUUCUGAUCAGAUUAAUCUAGUACAGUCCCCAAGUGUAGCUUUGUGUUACCAAGGGGGUGGUCUACAGAUUUGGGAUACUGCAUACUGCCUUAUUAGUGGUGACCACUCCACCAGGUGGACGUGGAGCCACUGGAGACAAGAUUACGAUGGCUAUCUAGAGCAUUUCAGGGAAAUGUUUUUCCACACACUGGGUCUAUGUGGUUGAUCACUUUUCACUCGAAUUGAUUUUUGAAUUCAAAACAUUUCUGAAAGUUAACAAAUCAACCUGAGUAUGAUUCUGCCUGUGAUAUUAUCAAUAAUCGUACUGUUUGUAACAGUCUGUUCAAAAAACAAAUCUGUCCUCUGCACAGAAAAUGACAAACUAAUAAACUGCUCCACUUGUUUUGUUGACUUGAAAUAA
Messenger RNA from Alosa alosa (allis shad), 1413 nucleotides. RefSeq names its product dehydrogenase/reductase (SDR family) member 4 (gene dhrs4). The transcript is spliced from 9 exons. The coding region runs from base 137 to 961 and encodes 274 amino acids. Gene Ontology annotation, molecular function: carbonyl reductase (NADPH) activity. The record is from RefSeq and is a predicted model, not a curated record. NCBI's taxonomy places the organism in Eukaryota, Metazoa, Chordata, Actinopteri, Clupeiformes, Clupeidae.